AUGGCUAGUACACCGCAGCCCACUGAGUCCGAGAUCUACAUUCGGGAGUUCCUCUCUGCCAAUCCGGCGCUCGACAAAGAGUUGGGCGAGGUUGAAGUUAUGACAGACCGGUACACAAAUGAGGAGUGGACGAAACAAAUUGCGGAAACGCAGAGAAAGGUCUUGGCUGAAGUAAAGGAUAGGAGAAAAGAAGGAGGGAGAGGAUGGAAGUACGACGCUCCAAAAGCGGCAAGUACGGAGCUCGCGAAAACGGUAGACCAUACGGUGCUGAAGUUGGACGCGAAAGAGGCACAAAUCGAUGCGCUGUGCGCUGAGGCAAGGGUGGAGAACUUCAAGAGCGUAUGCGUCCGCCUACCCUGGGUCCAGAGAUGCGUCAACAACCUCAAAGGCACAGACGUUGUUGUAGCCUGUGUCGUCGGCUUUCAUGAAGGUACUCAGGAUACAUAUGAAAAGCUGCGGGAAGCGCGAGCCGCUGUUGCUGCCGGCGCCGCCGAACUCGAUCUCGUCCUCAACUAUAGUAUUCUGACCAAGCAUAACCCUCCCUCUUCGCCAACACUUUCCUCGCGAGACUCAACAACAGACACCAUAACCGCCGCCAACACAGCCGCAAAUGCACGUCCACGAGCUGGAACCGCCGCCACGGAGGGCCCUUACUCGGUUGACGGCGCCGUCUCCUCCGUUAGUCAAGAAGAUGAAAGCGAGAUUCCAGACUACAGCUCCAUAUAUAAAGAGCUAGCCUCCAUCCGCGCCCUCUGCCCCAACCCCACCGUAAUUAAACUCAUCCUAGAAACCUCCCAACUUACCGACCACCAAAUCCUCGCCGCGGCGCACCUCGCUGCCUCGGCGAAUCUAGACUUCAUCAAGACCUCCACGGGUUUCAACGGCCCCGGUGCCACGCUUCCGCAUGUGCAGCUCAUGGUCACGGCUGCCGAGUAUCUCUCUACUAGAACGAAGAGUAACGGCGGCAGCCCCGUACGCGGUGGGGGUCGCAAGAUGGAGGUCAAGGCCAGUGGCGGGGUUAGGAGCUGGGAAGAUGCACUGAAGAUGUUGGAGGCGGGAGCGACGAGGCUGGGAACGAGUAGCGGUGUAUGGAUUAUGCAGGAGAGUAGGAAGAUCCUGGAAGCCGAGGCCGCCGGUAAAAGACCUGGGAUGACUACACGGCUGUACACGGACAACUCUGUGGCCGACGAGUACUAA
This is a messenger RNA of Didymosphaeria variabile, 1197 nucleotides long. RefSeq lists its product as uncharacterized. Gene Ontology annotation, cellular component: cytoplasm. Bases 1 to 1197 code for a protein of 398 amino acids. The transcript has a single exon. Gene Ontology annotation, biological process: carbohydrate catabolic process; deoxyribonucleotide catabolic process. Gene Ontology annotation, molecular function: deoxyribose-phosphate aldolase activity. The record is from RefSeq and is a predicted model, not a curated record. NCBI's taxonomy places the organism in Eukaryota, Fungi, Ascomycota, Dothideomycetes, Pleosporales, Didymosphaeriaceae.